GAGCCUCAGCGACGCCAGCACGUGUGGAACCGCCGCCGGUCCCGCAUUCACGCGGAGAACGCUGAAGUGCGCACAUCCGCUCGGGACGACACCCUUAUUCCAGUGCGUUCGUUCACCAUCGACAGAUCGAUUCAUCGAUCCGUCUGUUUUCGUCGUUCGCGCUAAUCCGUGCGGAGAUCGAUAACUGCGUGUAUCGCGACGCGGUAUUCAUCCAUGCGUGCGUGCGUGCGUGCGUGAUUGCGAAAAAUCAACCAUGCGCCAUUGGUGAUUCCGCGAACUCGUAGGUGCGCGGGUGUUGGCUAUCGAUCCCGGCUGUCCUGCUUUCUUGCGCGUUCAUUGCCGUUUACGUCGUCGUCGGUGCAUCGUACGCGCUCGCCAAUCGCGUUCAUUAGUGUUGUGCCUUAAUAAUAACUAUAUGAGAAUUAAUCUGUGAUUUCUCACAUCGGAGGACAGCCAGAGAACUCUCAUUCCUCCUCGUCCGGCCGAUCGGUAUCAACAGACUUUCGAGAUUAUCGAAGGAUGCUGAAUGCUUGUGGCGACAGCAUGUCGGCACAUUAAUUUCUCUUGUCCUUCAUGGACGAAUACCAUGUCUCUCUAAUCGACGACGCCUGCACUAUUUGGGAAGAUAACGAAAGGAAACAAAAUAUGGCAUUCUACGACGCAGCGACUUCAAGCGAUCUUAAAGAUUUAUGGGAAUCCUAUUUCGCCGAACCGGUAAGCGGCCAAGAUGUCCUUAUGAGCACCAAGGAAGAGGAGUGGGGGAACGUAUUAUGUACGAGGGACACCGUAGUUCUCAGGGAUCGCUUAAUGACCGAUGCUGCCUUAGGUGGACCACGACCGAUAAAAGCCGAACACAGCUACAGUUUACUGACUGCCAGCCCUCCACCGAGCCCAGCAACGCCAGGAGCUAAUCCUUAUACGCCCAAUUCAGGUUCCUCUUCGGAAAGUGUUGGUUCAACUACGACAAAUACAAAUUCCACCAUAGAUUUUGUUAACCUCGAUCAUAAGUCUCUCGAUAUGGAAGAAGAAUGUUUUCCGGCUAUUUCGAUAAACAGCACUUCUAGCCAUAUUGAAUCGACAUCGUCGCCAUUAGCAUCGUCCACCACCUUGACCGUUGUUCUUAAAAGGGAUAACGUAGUAUCUCAAGAAGAUAACGAAUGUCCUGAAAUCAAGGGCGAACCUAUUAGCGCACCGGCCAGCCCCUGCGCACCUUGUCAGUCGAGUUGCGAUAUGGUUGACGAUAAAAGUACGAUAACAAUACUGUCCCCGCAUACCAUUAACCAUGCCAAAACCCAGAUUUCGCACAUAAGCGAUAGUGAGCAGGAGGACGAGAGUUAUUAUCAGAGCAUGGAUAUAGAGGAUAUGGAUGUAGAAGAGGAAUACAGUGUGGUUUGCAAUGGAAAAGAGGUGUUGUUGAGUGAAGUGAAACAGGGGUUGCCGCCAACACCCCCUAGCAGCGUAAACUCCGACACCGAGAGUAUCGCUUCCGCUUCCUGCUCGCCGAAACGCCGAGAUUCUUCCACGCAGAAUCUCAGGGGAUUGCUGGCGCCGCGACUCUACGUCACCAACCCUGGUGGCACUCACACCACUCGGCAACCCAUUAAUACGCCCUUGAUUUCCAACCAGCCGAAGGGAUCGACGGGAACGUUGGAACUAACGGAAGAAGAAAAGAGAACUUUGGUAGCCGAAGGGUAUCCCGUACCUACAAAGCUACCUCUGUCGAAACAAGAGGAAAAAUAUUUAAAGAAAAUACGCAGGAAAAUAAAGAAUAAGAUAUCGGCACAGGAAUCAAGGAGGAAAAAAAAGGAAUAUUUGGAUAAUUUGGAGAACAAAGUAAAGAAAUUGACAAAUGAAAAUGACUCGUACAAGAAUAAAGUGAGCUCUCUGGAGUACAAAAAUCGCGAGUUACUAAACGAAGUGCGAAAUCUCCAGAUUUUGCUUGGACAAAAACAGUUAUAAAUUUGUCAAUUCUAAAUUCUCAAAUCUACGAUUGCUUCCAAAAUUUUUGGGAAAAGAAUUAAUAACUCACAUAGAAUUGAUAUAAUGUCUUAUAAAAGAAUAAUUAAAUAGCAAUUUUUUAAUUUUAAUCAAGUAAAUUGGAAUGUUACAUAAAAACACUUUGUUUGGACAGAAACAAAUCUACGAUUGUUUCUGUACGAUUGUAGACUACAAUUGUAGUCUACAAUUGUUAAAAUUAGAAAAUUCAGGGUUAUAUUAAUUACCCUUUCCAAAAUUUUUUGACCAACUUGUACGAUAUCAAGGCGUUUAAAUGAUUUGAUUGAAUUGUUUCAAGAACUGAAAAUUUUAAUCGAAGAUCUGGUAUCUUAGAUUAAAAAUUUGGAAAUAUCUUACAUUUGCCAGUUUUUUACGCACUAACAUCGAUUUAUACAUUUCCGUGAAAUUACUCUUCCACAUGCGUAUUUUUGACCAUUAAACUUUUCUUUAUAGAAAUUUGAAGGAACCGAAAGAUAUACCGUUGAUGAUAAACGCGUCUACUUAUCGCUCAGAGAUCAGAAUUAACAAAUAUAUGAAUAUAUUUCUCUAGGGAUUAGUGCAAUUUCUUUACAUUCCUUCCUAAAUGUCUUCCUUCAAUAAGAUGAAACUUUGUACAAUUUAAUGCCGAGAGCUACAAGUUAUUUCAAUUUUUCCUGGCAACAAUUUAAAGCUUAAACGCCAACAUGAUACACAUAUUAUGGCCCUUUACUAAACCAAUAUAUUUUUGCCAGGAGUGCCUUCUCGGGUUUAUUCUUUCAAUUUUUGCAUCACAAAAUGAGGAACAUAUAGGCGACUAAAUUAUUUAUGUGAUUGUACGUAUAAUAUGACGUACGUAUUAGUACGUAUUUCUAAUUUUAAGAAGAAUAUGUACAUCGAGGUAUUCUAAUUCAUCAAGAUGUUGUAAUAUUUUUUAUGAAAAUUAGAAACCUAUCGUACAUUUGCAAGUAUAAUAUUAUUAUGCGUACACAAUCGCGUAAAUAAAUUUGCUUUAUACAUUUUUUGUAUUACAUGUGAAGAGAAUAUACCGAGGUGGUCGAGUGGUUCCUUGUCAUACAAUUCAAUGUAACGCGAAAUAUAAAAAGCUAUUUCGAAAAAGGCACUCAAAUACAAACGAUCUUUUCUUGUUCUCUAGAUUUAUAAUGAAUGACGAAACUAUUUGAGACUCAAAAAAAUAUUUCUGAAGUUGAUAGCGCAUAUAUUAAUAUGAUCUACUUUGACACAAUUUUGUCGAUAAAUAUAUGCGAUUGUGUCUGCACUUAUAUACGAUACGAAAUUAUUAGGCGACCGACAAAGCGUGUGGUUUCGGUGAUAAUAAAUUUCGCGAAAAUUUUCGCGAACUUUGUUACAUACCUGAUAUCAUUGUUUGACAUAUUUUAUAUAAAUAUAUAUGAAGUAUUUAAGAUUGAGUGAUGUUAAGAUUAUCGAUUAUAAUUUAUAUAUCUACAUAAUAUUAAUUAUGUAGAUAUGUUAAUGUUAUUAAUUAUAUAGAUAUGGAUAUAUAAAUUAUAUAUUGAUAUUUUAAUAUCAUCUUAAUAUUAACAUCAUCUUAACAUCUUAAUAUUUCAGUAUCUAUAUUAGCAUUACCAGAGUGCUUUGAAAAAUACUCGAUGCGGUUGAUUCCAACGCAUAUCGUACAAUUAGAAAUGCGAUGUGAAAGUUUUGAUGGGAUCGAUGACUUUUGCAUUUACGUUUUACGGACGAUAUCUAGACUGCAUUCCAAUAUUCACUGUCAGUACUGAUUUAUAAUUCGCGUUACGUACAUUAUAGCAUUUUAAUACUGGCAAUGAAUAUCGAAACGCAGUCCUAAUUGUACGAUAUGCGGUGGAUCAACCGCGUCGAGUUGAUGACGUGCUAUUAUUUUGUAAAGCACUGUUGUUAAUACUAACGGAUAUUGAUGUAAUCGGUUCUAAGAUUAUCGAUGAUAUGCAACAACGAUAAUUUGUUUUGCAUUAAUCUGAAAGCGCGCAACAUUCGUUAAAUAUAUGUUAACGGAUGUAGAAUGUAUUUGGCUCGUUCAGGAUGAAUCGUCCAAGAUAAAUCCGCGUUCGCGAGUCGAUAAAAGUCGAAUAGCGGUCAGGUUUUUUCCGUCGUUAUACACACGGAUAUGCGCUCGAAAGAGUCGUAUCGCAUAUCGAUUUUGAUGCAAAUUAAUGUUUGCAAACAAAGUUGUAUUAUUUGCGAUUUAAGGAAAAUUCCGGCCGAGAAUUAAUCGAUAGUUUAGCGUUAUUGUACGCGGAAAACCCGUCCGGUUCGCGUUAUUAUCGCUAUUAUACAAUUACGACUCUUAAUUGUCUUCUUUGUAAUUUAGUUUCGCGAUUAGUAUAUAGCAGCGCGCGAGAUGCUGCCACACACGACAAUGGCAGAUUUCGCGAUUACUUACUGCAUGAAAGUCACGGAAAGGGACCAAUGCGCGCGAAAGAAGGCUUUCUCUUCUUCUCCCUCUUCCUGCUCUUUCAUUUCACGUAAUUGCCAAAUAGAUAGUAGGAUUUAAUUCUCGUACAGAGUUCGGAAAGUGGUACUCGCAUUAAAUGAUCAUACAUACCUCGCAUGAGUGUCUACAGCACGAGUCGCGAAUUACCAUUGUAUCGAUAUUGUAUCACUUUGAUGCGAAUUAAUGUUAUAGGCGACAUGAUCUUUUCUGUCGUGUGAUUAUAAUAAUUUAGCGCAAAAUGUAUAUGUAUACAGGAUGAUCAUAAGAUUAUUUAAUUAAGAAAAAAAUAUAUUAUUAUUUUACUUUUAACUAGAACAUUGGUAAAUUGACUCUCUCGGCGGUCAUUCGAAUUUAUAAUAGAAUUUAUAAUAGAAUUUCAAAGAAGCAAAAGAAAGUGGAAAGUAAUAGACAUUCCAUUUCGAAUGACAUAACAAAAUGAUCGCGACUGUGUGACAUAAACAGUUAAGACAAAUCCGAAUGGAGUCAAAAAUUCAAAUUUAUUAAAGGAUGUAUUCUUAUUUUUAAUUACUGUCUUUUACAGAUCAUACUGUAUAAAUGUACGUGUAAUGAUAAUUAUUACAAGGUUGAGUUUUAGGAUAACUCUAGAUCGAUGCCGGGUUCUUAGGAAAAUCUACGAAAAAUUCUGCUAAAGAUACAUUGUCGGAAAUAAGUCAAUGAAGCAGUCAAUAAACGUAGCAAGUUAUAGUAAUCGA
This is a messenger RNA of Linepithema humile (Argentine ant), 5139 nucleotides long. RefSeq names its product Cyclic-AMP response element binding protein A (gene CrebA). The record is from RefSeq and is a predicted model, not a curated record. NCBI's taxonomy places the organism in Eukaryota, Metazoa, Arthropoda, Insecta, Hymenoptera, Formicidae. Gene Ontology annotation, molecular function: cAMP response element binding; DNA-binding transcription factor activity, RNA polymerase II-specific. Gene Ontology annotation, biological process: regulation of transcription by RNA polymerase II.